AUGUUAGAAAUUGUUGGCCAUAGAGCUUAUAAAGGUAAGUACCCUGAGAACACAUUGCCAGCUUACGAAAAUGCUUAUAAUGUCAAUGCUGAUUACAUUGAGACUGAUUUGCAGAUGACCAGUGAUGGUGUUGUCGUUGUUAAUCAUGAUGCUGACACUGGUCGUAUGUGGGACAAAAACUUGGUUAUUGCUGAAACUUUAUACAAGGAUAUCAAAGAGUUGAGAUGCAAAACCAAUAAGAAAUUGAAGAUGCUGACGCUAGUGGAAAUGCUAGAAUGGUGUGUUGCCCAUCCACAUGCAAAAAUAAUGCUAGACAUUAAAUUCACUAAUAAGAAAGUGAUUUUAGUGAAAGCUUUUUCAGCUAUGAGAAAAGUUAAAGAUGAUAUUAAAUUCUGGCAGCAACGUAUUAUGUGGGGUAUCUGGAAGAUUGAUUGGUACCAUUACGGUGUUGAGACUGGUGUUCUAGAGAAUUUCAAGUUUAUAUGCAUCGUUUUGGAUUUGGAUACCGGCAGAGAAUUCAUUCAAUAUUCAUUAGAUUUGAACUCUCCAUCGUAUAAACUAUAUGGUAUCAGCACACAUUUCAGUUCCACGUGGACUGAUAAAUAUUUGAAAGAUAUGGUGCCACUAAUGAAAAAACAAGACAUCAAAGUGUAUGUCUGGACCAUCAAUAAAGAAAUUGAUAUUAAAUUAAUUUUACAGAUUCCAAGUGUUCAUGGUAUUGUCACUGAUGAUCCAUUGGAAGCUAGGAAACUUGUCGAGAAAUACCACAAGGUCAUCAGACCAAAGAAGGUCUUCUCGAAACCAUCCUUACUCAGUGAAGAAGGUUUCAGAUUUUACUCAUUGAAAUUAAUAUAUAGUUGUCUACUUUCAAUAGCGCUAUCCAAAUGGGCACACAUCAAAUUCUUCGAUGUCUCUUUUGUUCAACUGCUCCUGCUAUUCAUGCGCCUAAUCGGAUUUGUCUGA
This is a messenger RNA of Tetrapisispora phaffii CBS 4417, 963 nucleotides long. RefSeq names its product phosphatidylglycerol phospholipase (gene PGC1). Bases 1 to 963 code for a protein of 320 amino acids. The record is from RefSeq and is a predicted model, not a curated record. NCBI's taxonomy places the organism in Eukaryota, Fungi, Ascomycota, Saccharomycetes, Saccharomycetales, Saccharomycetaceae. Gene Ontology annotation, biological process: glycerophospholipid catabolic process. The transcript has a single exon. Gene Ontology annotation, molecular function: phosphatidylglycerol phospholipase C activity.